Chlamydomonas reinhardtii is the source of this 1745-nucleotide messenger RNA. RefSeq lists its product as uncharacterized. The transcript has 3 exons. Bases 60 to 1013 code for a protein of 317 amino acids. Lineage: Eukaryota; Viridiplantae; Chlorophyta; Chlorophyceae; Chlamydomonadales; Chlamydomonadaceae. The record is from RefSeq and is a predicted model, not a curated record.
GGCAAGCACUCGCAGCCGCUCCAUCUGUAGCGUCGACCUUUCAGAACCACUCCAAAACAAUGGCCACUAUCUCGUCGAUGCGCGUUGGCGCUGCUUCCCGCGUGGUCGUCUCUGGCCGCGUGAAGACCGUGAAGGUCGCCGCCCGCGGCAGCUGGCGCGAGUCUUCCACUGCCACCGUGCAGGCCAGCCGCGCCUCGUCGGCCACCAACCGCGUGAGCCCCACCCGCUCCGUCCUGCCCGCCAACUGGCGCCAGGAGCUGGAGAGCCUGCGCAACGGCAACGGCUCCUCCUCGGCUGCCUCGUCGGCCCCCGCCCCGGCCCGCUCCUCGUCGGCCAGCUGGCGCGACGCCGCCCCGGCCUCGUCGGCCCCUGCCCGCUCCAGCUCUGCCUCCAAGAAGGCCGUGACCCCGUCGCGCAGCGCCCUGCCCUCCAACUGGAAGCAGGAGCUGGAGAGCCUGCGCAGCAGCUCCCCCGCCCCCGCCUCGUCGGCCCCCGCCCCGGCCCGCUCCUCGUCGGCCAGCUGGCGUGAUGCCGCCCCGGCCUCGUCGGCCCCCGCCCGCUCCAGCUCCUCCAAGAAGGCUGUGACCCCGUCGCGCAGCGCCCUGCCCUCCAACUGGAAGCAGGAGCUGGAGAGCCUGCGCAGCAGCUCCCCCGCCCCCGCCUCGUCGGCCCCUGCCCCGGCCCGCUCCUCGUCGGCCAGCUGGCGUGACGCCGCCCCGGCCUCGUCGGCCCCUGCCCGCUCCAGCUCUGCCUCCAAGAAGGCCGUGACCCCGUCGCGCAGCGCCCUGCCCUCCAACUGGAAGCAGGAGCUGGAGAGCCUGCGCAGCAACUCCCCUGCCCCCGCCUCGUCGGCCCCUGCCCCGGCCCGCUCCUCGUCGGCCAGCUGGCGUGACGCCCCCGCCUCGAGCUCCAGCUCGAGCGCCGACAAGGCCGGCACCAACCCCUGGACUGGCAAGUCCAAGCCCGAGAUCAAGCGCACCGCCCUGCCCGCUGACUGGCGCAAGGGCCUGUAAGCAGCUUGCCUAACCAGCAGCUGGCUUAAAGCAUGAUGCCUUGGUACGCGUGUGUUAUGUACAACACUAAUGUACAUCACUAGAGCGCGUUAACUAGCGGCGUGGGUUCAUGUUGGAGAGAGAAGAGACUGUGCAGCAGGAGGGUCGGGGGAACCGCGGGUACCUGUGCGGCAUGUUAGCGCCGGGUCUUCAGUUUUUGUUGCGUUCCGUGGGUGUUUGCGUGGUGCAUGCCACACAGAUGUGAGUUCGUGAGUUCUGAUAUGUCUGGUUGCAAACCUGAGGUGCGGAGGAACACAUGCGUUCCAUACUCGCCCUCAAAUUUUGGUUGAGACGUGAGAGGGUGCCUGCAGAGCGUGCGGGUGCCUAAUCCGGAGCGGCGCAGCAGAGCCCUGCCGCCGCGCACUUCAUUCAGUGGAGUGACUAACUUGCACGACUGCUUUUGGGAGCGCGGGCAAGGAGGGCUUAGAGAGGAGAGAACAAGUAGCACUGCCGAUAGGUGAUGGAUGUACACAAGCAUUAGAGGAUGGAUCAAUCGAACGAUGCAAAAAGAGGUGCUGCGGCUGUCAACCGGCACAGCGCUCGAAAACCCUCGUGUGUAAGCAACGAGCGAGACUUUCUGUGGCUCUGGCAGUGUCUCAUGCCCAUGAUGCACUGCGUCUGUAUGGCUUGUCAGCAGGUGUUGGCUCGAUCUUGGUCUCGAUCAGGUUAUCAGUCCACUAUAAAUUUCUGCAU